AUGUCGGAGGACAGUGGGCGCGCGUCGCCUGCGUCCCCAGGCCCGCUGCCUGUGUUGGACGAGGAGUCUCUGGCGGCGCUGGAGCGGCGCGUCGAGGAGGAGCUCCGCAUUCUGUUCUUUGAUCAGCGUCCGGAAGCGAAGACAGCGGCAAACAGAUGGCUGUUGCAGUUUCAAGAGAGUCCCGAGGCGUGGCUGGCCGCUCGCCACAUCCUCGCGGAGCGUCUUCUGUUUCCUCUCCAAAACGCCUCUGCCGCCCGUGAAGGCGACGAACAGCUGGUGAUGGUCGCCGCUCAAACUCUUGCCUGGAAAAUCGUCCAGCAGCCUCACCACCUCAGUGCGGCGGAGAAGAAGCAGCUGGCGUGCUUUCUGCUUCAGCUCGUCGUCCCGCUUCAGCAGGCUCCUUCUGGAGACGCUGCUCAGGGCUCUCGGCCUGAAUUGUCCGUGGCCGUUCUCUCUCGCCUCUCCGAGUGCAUUGCGCACUGCAUCGUCCAGAGCUCCGCUGACGCGUCCGUGUGGCCAACUGCGCUUCCCGAUCUCCUGCAGUUCGCCCGCUUGCCUGGCCCCUCCCCCCCCGCCAAUGCGUCUCCCGCCUCUGCACCCCCAGUCUCGCUCUUCUCGCUCACGUGCUGCACGGCAGUCUGCGUCCUCGCGGCCAUCCCCGAUGUGCUCAAGGGCCUCGACGCCCCGUCUCGGGGCGUCCGCCGCGUCGUCGAGACCCCCCAGGCGCUGAGCUGCGAGAAGCACUGGAAAGCCGUCGUGGAUCUCGCGGCAGACAUCCUCCUCGCUGCGUCGCAAACUGCGGCCUCGCCCCUCUCGCCGGUUCCCGCGGCGUCCCCAGGAAGCCCCGUCAGUCCCGCAUGCACGCGGUACCGCACACUCUGCAUCGAGGGCGCGCUCCAGCUCCUCGUCGCCUGGAUGGGCCUCUGGGACGCUCCCUUUGCCCAGCACAACAGUCUCUGCCACGCCCUCGCGCAGGUCACCCCGCUGCUCGCAAAGGAGGCCGCGCUGACGGACUGCCUGGUCGCGGCGCUGCCCAAACUGCCGGCCUACAUGCAGCUGUGGAAUCUGUCGGGACCGCCCAGCCUCCAGCAGGCGCCGCGGAGCUCGAGCUGCAGCAGCCGCAGCCGCGUGCUCGAGGUGCGCGAAACCCCCUCGCCCGCAGGCGCCGGGGGAACAGGCGACCCGCAGGCGGGCGCCGACGCCUCGCAGCAGCUGCUCCGGGCGUGGGGCGACGGCGGUCUCCAAGCGACAGGGGGCGAGGGCGAGCUGUGCGCCGCGGUGGUCGCGCAGCUCAUCGCGUUUUCGGACCUCUUGAGGGCGGGUGGUGCAGGCGCCUCUGGGGCCUGGCAGGGCGCCGAAGAGGGCGAGGAGCUCGCGCUCCUGCUGCGGUGGGGCGCCGUCGUCCAGACCCUCAUUGAGGGCUUUCCCGGCCUCCUCCUUGGAGACUUUGGAGCCGCGUUUCCCGCGAGUCCCGGAGACUCCGCGGCCCCGGGGGCCGAGAAACAGUCAGUCUGUGGGGAGCUCCUGGUCCAGCUGUGGAGACGGCAACCGCAGACCUGGCUGUGUGCCAGCAACGUGUGGGGGGUGAUCAAGGAACUGCGGCGCGACCAGUUGCUGCCGCUGCCGAUUCUUCGCCUUCUGCUGCAGCGCCUCGCCCCGGCGUGCAUCUCGAACAUGCUUCAGCACUGUCGACGAGACAGUCCGGCCUGGGCCGCGCUUCCGGGCGAGCCGCCGUUGCCGGAGACUGUGGAGGAUCGGCGGCUGUUCAUUGAGACCGCGGGAGACGUCGUAUGCGACGUAUUCUUCCUCUACGACGCGUGCGGCGCGGAGGACGGCCGCGAGUUUCUUCAGUCCCUCGCACAGAGCAUGCAGGCAGCGCUCCAGCAGCGCGACGCGGCGGGUGCUGAGGUGCUGCUGCUGCUCAGCGACUCUCUCGUCGAGGGCCUGAAUGGGAUCCCUCUGCCUCUCGCGCCUCUCUUUCUCUGCCUGCCUGCUCUCCCCGACGACGACCCGAGCUGUGCGGCGGCGGCUGCGAAAAUCCUGAAGAAGGCCGCGAUCCACUUCACCGAAGAAGACCCCGAGUACGAGGACCUCAACGCCCCGCCCACGACCACGUGCGCCGCAGCCCUCCUCACGCAAAUCUGGACAGUCGCCCUGCAGACGCUGCUCAGGCUCCUGCCGCUUGACCCCGCGCUCGUCGCCGACAGCAUUCUCCAGUUGACCACCUGGGGCGGGCACCACCUUGGUGGCUUCUGCGCGGAGAGUGCCGAGGGGGCGGGACUCGCGCGGGCCGGCGAGGCCGACGGCGCGGGGACUCCGAACCGCGGCUCUGGAGGCGGACCUGCGGCUCUGCAGGAGCUCGAGUUGUUCUGCAAGUUCGUCGAGGAGACCGGGCCUUGUCAGAGUGCCCAAGUGGACGGCACGCUGCAUGCGGCAGCCGUGAAGCUCGUCCUCACGUUCCCGCGGCAAGACAUUCCCCGCCUCUUCAACAGCAGCAUGCGGGGGACUCGCCAACUCCUCCAGAGGUGCUGUGUGGGCCUGGAAGCCGCGACGCAGGCCGGCGACUCCGCAGCGGCUGAGCGGGCGAUGGCCGCCUGGAGGGAAGACGCCAGCCGAGUGAUUCAGCGACUCGAGCUGUGUUGCUGGGCGCUCUGUGGCGGGCGAGUGUGCACGUCGAGGAACGGCUCAGGCGGCAGUGCCAGUGGGUGUGCCCUCGGCACCGAAGACGACAGCCAAGUGGUUCGCGCCGCUCUCGAGUGCUUCUUCGUGGAAGACGACCUCUGGACGCUCUGGUUGCACGUGAUUCGCGGCGCCCUUCUUCUUCAGCCGACCCACAACCCCGCGUCGUCUGGAGGGGACCCGGCGGUCUUAUUCUCGCCCCUGACUCUUCCAGUCAACGCUGUCACGCGGCAGCGCGUCCACCUGAGUGCCUUGGUUGUCGACCUGAAAGGGAAGGAGCCGCUGGAGCCACCGCAGAACAACGAGGCCGUGCUGGCGGUGCUGGCGAUUCGAUGCAUGCGCCUCCUCCUGCGCGGCCUCGGCUCCAGCUUGACCGCGGCUAGCCACGUGUGGCCAGCGGUGGCGGAGCUCGUGACGCAGCUGGUGACGAGUGCAGCGGUGCUGACUAGCCGGGCGGCGCACCUCGCGCGCCAAGGCGCUGGCGACGCUGCUGCGGUUGGCGCCGCUCGCCCAGGGUCGCUUUGUGCUCAGGCUGCACUCCAGGCAUGUGGUGUCGUUGUCCUUGGGGACCUUUUGCGGAUUGCCAGGGAAGCCUGUCCCGGCGACGAGCGUGGGCCCGCGCAGGCCGACGAGAGGAGCGCAGCGCAGGGGCGGCAGUUGCUGCAGGCAGCGAAGACGUGGGCGUCACAGCGCCUCAGACAGAUCACUUCGUUGUUUGUGGAUCUCGGACGCCUCUUGACCCCUCAACAGGGAAUCUACGACAUUUACGCACCCUUCCUCGACUUCUUGCUCGCGUAUGCUGCGGCGGCUCCUGGCGUCCAGGCCUUAACGGGGAGUGCGAGCAAGGGCGGCGCGUUGGGCUGCGUCGGCAUCCGGGAAUUUCGACGAGGGACGGGCGGUAGCCGAGGCGACGAGCCGCACGGAGAAGGCGGCGCAUGCAAUGACCUCGAGACGAGAACGGGAGGCAUGCUGGGGCCAAAUGAUUUGUUUUGCCAGGUGGAGGUGUUUGAAACCACGCUGCAGCUCUGCAUAGAGACUGUACGCCAGUCUCAUGACGCAGAUGUCGCGCGCCAAGCGAUUCUCUAUUGUCAUGCGUGUAGCACGUGUGGAGCGCCGCAAGUCGAUCGGAUCGUCGCGAAACGCCUUCCAGAGAUCGUCGCGGCGACGCUGGAAAACCUCCACUGCUGGGGCCUCGAAAACCUCUCGGUUCUCUGGAAGGCGUUCGCUCUGUGGAGUGAAAGAUAUGACCAAGUCUUCCUCGCCACCACGUCUGACUGGCUCACGUCAAACUCCGGCGCCUCACCUGCGAGCGAAGCAACACGGGGGCGCACGAGUGCCUCGGCGCCAUCUCGACUGCGCGAAAUGGACCUCGCACAAAAGGAAAUCGUUUUUUGCUGCUUCAGAAGUUUCCGCGGAGCGCGGAUGCGUCAGUUGCUCCAAGAUCUCUGCUUGAUCGCUAGUGGGAGUAUUGUCCCCAGUGAUGCUCUGGUGGCAUACGAAUACGCUCUUCAGAGUGACCACUGCAAGGGGCGUCUCGGCUCUGGAAGGCGCGGAAAGGACCGGCUUCCGUCAGGCUUUACAGUCAUGAGGAAAGCCUCCAUAAAGGCUCAGCCGAUUCUUACGGGGCUUCUCGUCAAGAGGGAAGUUGCCGACGGAGUCGCUUUAACAUAG
Messenger RNA from Neospora caninum, 4350 nucleotides. RefSeq lists its product as hypothetical. The transcript is spliced from 3 exons. The record is from RefSeq and is a predicted model, not a curated record. The coding region runs from base 1 to 4350 and encodes 1449 amino acids. NCBI's taxonomy places the organism in Eukaryota, Apicomplexa, Conoidasida, Eucoccidiorida, Sarcocystidae.